Messenger RNA from Colletotrichum destructivum, 534 nucleotides. RefSeq lists its product as uncharacterized. The record is from RefSeq and is a predicted model, not a curated record. The coding region runs from base 1 to 507 and encodes 168 amino acids. The transcript is spliced from 3 exons. NCBI's taxonomy places the organism in Eukaryota, Fungi, Ascomycota, Sordariomycetes, Glomerellales, Glomerellaceae.
AUGCUUACAAUCCUUGACCAUGCUUUAGUUUGGCAAAGCACUUCUCGUCUCGCUCGUCGGGCAGAAUGCCGAGCAUCCAUCCUCUCGCUCAGCAGGGCAAAUCUUGCUGCUUUCCAUGCUCCCUUACACUUCUCCACAUGUGAAGCGGGGCCCAACCCUCUCCCGCCUCUCUCACACAAGCCCGAGGUUGGUUGUUGCGUUGUGAAGUACACAGUACUCAGUACAACUGGCACGUCCGUCGUUGGAAACUCACAGGUGAUGCCACAUAUCGAGGUACAUGCUCAACUUGGGCUGAGAAUCCGUCCUUCGUCCCCCCACCGAUCAUUGAGUAGACCCCAUCAUCCAUCCACCCAUCAUCAACCCGCAUUUCCGCUUUGCAUCGCACGUUCCGCCGACUCGCAUCCGGACCCUAGUGCUGUCUGGUCCUGGUCCUCGCGUUUCCCGACACGUCGAUACCGGACCCGUACCUACCUCUCUACGUGCUCGUACCUCACCCUCGGUGCCUGACGAAGCAACCUAGAAGAGAAGAAAAAA